AUGGCGGACGGUAAAGACACAGGUAAACGGAGAAUGCAGACCGACGAUUUCGAUGAUGACAUGGAGGAUGCUUAUAAUUUGGAUAAUACUCAAGAGCCGACUUCCAGCUCAUCACGAGGUCAGACUCAGGAGCGUUCACAGUUGCCGGUAUUAGACCCUACUGUGCUCUGGUUUGACGACGACAAGGUCAAGACUGCGGUAUCCGGGGCGAUAACCGGGUACUAUCGACAGCCUUGGAGGAAUUACAACGAGGUGGAUGCAGCAACCAAGGAACAUUGGUGGAACCUAUUCUGCAAGGAAUUCACGUGGGCACCUCAGUUGACCGAGGAUGUGAAGCACACGUUUGAAAAGAGGCUUGCUACUCGGUUGCGUGACAUGUUCUACACAGUCACGCACAAGAUGAGAGGCGCAAGGCCAGCCUGGCUCAUUGAGGACGUCCACAAGAAGAUGAUGGAUAUUGUUGCCGCCGAUCCAACUUUCAAGGCAAGGUCGUCCCAAAACAAGAAGAACAGGAGGGGUGGGUCAAUGGAAAGUCCGGUUGAAGCUACCCACUAUCAGGGUUCGAUGUCAGUUGUACAACAUGCUAAACGAAUGGCGACGAAGAAUAAAGGGCAGCUCCCAACAUCUCAUGAGCUGUUUAUGAAGACACACUUCAAGGAAGUGCCUGGGAAAGGCACGGAGGCCUACCAGAAGAAAGUUGCAGAAGCAAGCACCCAAGGGAUUCAAAAGAGUCCAAAUGAGUUGUACUGGGAAACUGUAGGUGGUCGAAACAAGAAGGGUCGUGUAAAGGGACUUGGCCAAGGUGCGGAGCUGUAUUACGGCAGCCGGAAGAGUUCCAAGUCUUCCCAGCAGUACACGCCUUCCUUUCUUUCCCAGAUGCAAGAUCAGAUGGACCAGAGGUUGGAGGAGAGGAUGCAAGCUAUGCGGAGUGAAAUGGAAGUCGAGUUGGAGACUCGAUUGGCCGAAAUAGAAAGGAGAAACCAAGAGAGGUAUGAAGAGAUGAUGCGUCGAUUCUCCAGCAACUACUCAUGUUCCAACAUUCCACAUCAGCGUCGAGACCCUACGAACGACGACCCAGGUAGCGGCGGUGCAGGGAUAGGUACUCCAAAUGUAGCUUAG
Molecule: messenger RNA, 1119 nt
Organism: Chenopodium quinoa (quinoa)
Lineage: Eukaryota; Viridiplantae; Streptophyta; Magnoliopsida; Caryophyllales; Amaranthaceae
Exons: 5
Coding region: 1-1119 (372 amino acids)
Source: RefSeq, a predicted model, not a curated record